GCGAUGUGAUUAUGUGAGAAGGCAAUGGGCACUGUAAGUAACAUUCAUGAUGUAAUAAGACAGUGGGCUAUUAGUGCACUUUCCAAAUAUUGACACUCGCCAAGGCAGAGAGAGACAGAGGAGGGGGAGUACGGAUGAAGGAAAACCCCAUGACCACCAUCUACCUGAUGCUGCUUUUGCUCCACGCCCAUCUCUCAAUCUGCAAUGGGUUGGUCCCCGUCUCCGUUGUAGGCCUGAAUUCAGUGAAAAAUAAUGAAAUCGAAGCAAUCCCCAAAAGGGAUUGCGGGGGAGAGGUGGGGCAAUGCUUGGGGGAGGAGAUGGAUUGGGAGUGGGAGAUAAGCAGCAGGAGGGUUCUGGUGAUGCAGAAGAAGUACAUAAGCUAUGAGACACUCAAAAAGGACAUGAUUCCUUGUGCCAGGCCUGGGGCCUCUUACUACAACUGCCGUGCCUCUGGAGAGGCUAACCCUUACAACAGAGGUUGUGAAGUCAUCACUGGCUGUGCAAGAGGUGUUAGAGACAUCAAUUCUUGAAUCCCCUAUUUUGUAUACCAUGUUGAUCCUCAACAAUGGUGUGUGGAUGGGCAACAACUGAACAGGCUAAACAACUUUGGUAGUUGAAGAAGCCGUUGGCCAAACUAAACCUAGAAUCACAGGUUGUUUCAUGUUGAAUGUUGAGUAAGACUAGGCUAUAGCAGCAGUAGCUUUUCUUUCUGGUUCAUGCAAAUCUUUGGUAAGUAAGUAUUCUGAUUGUAUGAUGUCUUGUAUCAGAGGAGGAACAUAAGGGCAAUGGAGAAACAUUUCCCUAGUAAUAAACGAAAGCUUUAUGAUAUUGCUUUACUUGCACCCUCUUGUCAUCCUAUUGGGAGUCUGAAUUUGAUCCUUAAAUUUGGAGUAUGGCAGCUAUGGCUUGUGAAACACCAAAUGGUAGUGUUUGUACGAGCUAACUUGAAAUGCUGAGAACUCCUGAUUUUGAUUUUGGAGAUA
Molecule: messenger RNA, 983 nt
Organism: Vitis riparia (riverbank grape)
Lineage: Eukaryota; Viridiplantae; Streptophyta; Magnoliopsida; Vitales; Vitaceae
Product: protein RALF-like 24
Exons: 2
Coding region: 135-530 (131 amino acids)
Source: RefSeq, a predicted model, not a curated record